Molecule: messenger RNA, 1072 nt
Organism: Drosophila mauritiana
Lineage: Eukaryota; Metazoa; Arthropoda; Insecta; Diptera; Drosophilidae
Exons: 3
Coding region: 29-1006 (325 amino acids)
Source: RefSeq, a predicted model, not a curated record
GUGUAGUUGAAAACAUCUUCGAACAGAAAUGAUUGACUUAAAUAUUUUAAAUUUGAAUGAAGACUGCCUUCACCACAUUAUUACGUAUCUAAGCAUCAAAGAUAUCGUCAAUUUUGCGGAUACCCUGCCCAGGUUUCGACAGAUUCUGUUGGAUAGACCGCCAACCUCCUACCCAGUACAUCAUGGAAGUGAUCCCGAUGGUGUGAAACCAGUAUUGUAUUACUCAACAGUUGCCAUCAAGCUGUUCAGGAUCGUAAAAAAUAACGUAAAAACUUUGGGAGUUAUCCAAGGACAUAGUUACGAUAAGGAAGAUCUAGGAAACCUUGUCAAGGACUUUCGAAUUCUAACACAAAGAAGGAACAAAAUUGAUCUCAGACAUUGCCUUGGAGAAAUGUCCAGACUUGAGGAUAUGUUUCGAUUUUCGUCUUGCUCUCGUGACUAUUUGAGUGUAAACGUCCCAUCUUGUAUUUGUUACCUUGCGGACUUUUUUCAACUUAUUCCCGACUUGCGGGAGCUUCGACUUUCCGGAUUUGCCAAGUGUUCGGAUUGUGUUAAAACAAUCUUGAAAUGCUUUCCCAAGUUGGAGGAACUCUGGAUUCGGGGAACCUGCCUCAAGCUUCGAUCUGAUUAUGAGCUGAUAUCGCAGAUCAAAUCUUUGACGAAACUGUCGAUAAAUGUGGGUGGACCUAAUUGUCUGGAGCCUUUGACCAAUUUAACUGAACUCCGAUCUCUUUAUGUGGAGAGUAUCUUCAGCUACAUAUCUCCAAUUGAAAUCAUAGAAAUAAUAAAAAAGUGUAAGAAGUUGCAAUUCCUAUUUUGCUACUACAUAAAUCAUGGAGAACAUCCACAAGAUUCCAUUGCAAAUAUCUUCAAGAGCAUUAGAUCGACUCGAGAUCCUAGCCAUCAAACCCCCCUUCAAUUGCACACAUAUUUGGAUCCACCUUUGUGUGAAGAAAAUAGACAACUAAUUGAUGAAGCCUACUUCGAAUAUCGCCGACUGCCUUGAAAGGACUUGCCUUAUUUAGAAUGGACUUUGAAAACAAAUACUCACCAUUCUUUUUUCGUCUCGAAA